Messenger RNA from Vitrella brassicaformis, 1159 nucleotides. NCBI's taxonomy places the organism in Eukaryota, Vitrellaceae. The record is from the annotation of a GenBank genome assembly.
GCUUCUUGUUCAAUACCAGGUUAGACUCCGAGGUCGGGCAAUGGCUAUCGUUCCUCGGCUCGCAGCACCUUGGCAAGCAUUCGCUCGAAUCCUGUUGCGGACGCAUACGCAGAUCGGCGAUCAUCCCAGUAAUCUCGCACGUAGAGCCACUUGUCGCCACAUGGCCAGAUGAGACCUACCACCUUCACCGUGCUCGCGUCGUCCCCUCUCUCAGCCAUUGUGUUGAACUGCCCUUGGAUGUUGGCCGCCUGGUCGAGCGCACUUGUGGGCUGCGUGUUGAAGCCAUGAAUGGAGAACAGCACAUGCUCAGCCUUGCUGUUGAGCAGACGCUUUAGAAGAUCCCCAGAGAAUAUCUCUUGGUGUUCCUGGUCAGUGCCGCUCUGGCAGAAGCGGACGCUAGCUGAGGGAUCGUUAUCUGCCUCAUCGAAGCUCACGGGACGGAUGGGCUCCUCUGUCCCACCAAGGACGUUCGUUCGGUGGUUGGUGAUGAACAGGAGCUCUCUGCACGCACGUGCAUAACACAUUCAUCCGACAGGCAGACAAUGAAGGCAUGGUUGCACGGCUGAGGUUCCGCAUCGUGAUGCGUGUAACUCACCCGUCGGGGUCCACAUCGUUUCGUCGGCUCUUGAGGGACGUAAUGCAGCUCUUCAGGGGAGAUCCAUCAGAGCCGUGCAAGAAGCCAACCGGUGCGCCAGCUGGGGGGUCAUGGCAGCGCACAACAGGGAGCGCGACGCACACCAGCAGAAGGCCCAAUAACUUCAUUGGCUGAAACACAAAACACUCAUCAUGCAUCUUACGUCAAAUGAAGCAUGCAGUCUGUCUCCAUUGCGCUCACUGUUCUCAAUAGUUCUGGACCUCUUCUUUCUGGCGGGGCUGAUGUUUCAGCGCACGCGUCCUUGAACGAGCACCCGUAGGCUCGUGAGCAGCCUCGGCUGUGGCCAAGCAACCCAGCUUGUGCAGCUUGUACAAUCACGAGCCUGCGUUGGCCACAAUGAUCAGCAAAUGAGAUGGAUGAAAUACACUGCCCGUCGCCUGCCCGUUGCUCUGCUUUGCAUGUGGCGCGUACCUGAAGCUGCUUCGGCACGUAAACCGCGUCCUGCAGCAGCUCCGGAAACAGUUACACGCUCUCGACCCUGGAAGCCUGCGAGCUGAGAGGCAU